Molecule: messenger RNA, 2107 nt
Organism: Fragaria vesca subsp. vesca
Lineage: Eukaryota; Viridiplantae; Streptophyta; Magnoliopsida; Rosales; Rosaceae
Exons: 6
Coding region: 267-1916 (549 amino acids)
Biological process (GO): protein transport
Source: RefSeq, a predicted model, not a curated record
AAGUGUCCUUUGACAUAGUGGGAGCAGUUUUUCAAGGAGACCAACAACUGUCUCGUGCCUCAUACUCUCUCCCACUCCCUUUUUUCUAACCCACUCCUCCUAUAUUUGCAACUGAUUCACCCAACUGUAUCAUGCUGCUUGUUCGUUGCUAAAACCUCUCCUUCUCUCUUUCCUCUAGCUCCUGCAGCAAAUGGAGUAGGUCCUCCUCAAACCAUUUUCAUGUUUUUCCUUGGAAAAAUCUCAAAAUUUGGUUUUCGGGCAUAGACAUGUUUGACAUCUUGUUCGGGUGGAGAAAAGCUUCGAAGUGCAAGCAGCUGAUCAAGCAGGUGCAGUGCCGGCUCAAGUUGCUGAAGAACAAGAGGGCAACUAUUGUGAGGCAAUUGCGAGAAGACGCAGCGGAGCUGAUCAAGAAUGGCUACGAAGACAAAGCCUUCAAUAGGGUUGAGCAGAUAAUCAAAGACGAAUGUAUUGUGGCACUGUAUGAACUGUUGGACAAUUUCUGUGAAUUCAUCCUCCUUCACCUUUCAUAUAUCCGAAGACGCAAGGACUGUCCAAAUGACAUAAAUGAAGCAGUUUCAAGUCUUAUAUAUGCUUCUGCUAGAUGUGGAGACCUUCCUGAGCUUAGAACAAUCCGAAAGCUCUUCGGAGAACGUUAUGGCCUGAAAUUUGCAAUGACUGCUCUUGAACUAUUCCCUGGGAACCUUGUGAACUGUCAGGUAAUAGAGAAACUGACGCUAAAGCCAGUAUCAGAUGAUAUGAAACAUAGAUUCGUGAAUGAAAUAGCAAGGAAUUACUGCAUCAAACCAGAGGUUUUAGCAAUUGAAUACUAUUCUGAUUGGCAACAGAAGGUGAAGGAAACUAGUGGACAUCUAGCACUGGAUUCAAAUGUUCGGACUUAUUACGAAAGAUCUGAAAUGCAAAUUUGCAAGGUGGAAGAGCUUCAGACAGAAGAUGUUCAUGAUUCCAAUAUAUCUUGUACUACUUCAGUACCUAGGCUAGCCCCGACUAUAUUAGACUCUCCACUGCAUGAUGAAAUACAGGACCUCUAUGCUGAAGUGGAUUCUCCAAGAGGUGGAGAAAUAGUGGUGUACAAUGAUGACAUUGAAGAGGUUCGGUCUUGCACAACAAGAGAUGGAGAUGACUUCCAAGACCAAAGAGCUUUCAAGUUCAAAGCUAGCGUCGCCAAAAAAGAGAAUCUUGAAAACAGUUUUGAUCAUAGUUAUGUGGCGACAUGGAGUGUGAAUUCAGGAUCAGGAGUCUCUAGGAGAAGUUUUAAGGGAAAUGAGAAAAGACCAAGGAAGAGAUCAGUGUCCCAGGAAAAUCAGUUUUUGAAGGAUAAUGAAUUUCCAAGUUACUAUGCAAGGAAGCAUCAGAAGAAAUUGGGACCUAACAUUUUGUCAUGCAAGUGCAGCCUGGUAAAACCAUGUUAUGUUUGCAAUGGGAAAGAGCAUGUCGAAUUUGAAGUUCCGACACUGAAGACAAAUAGAGGGAUUUCAACUAGGGUGGGAUUUGCUAAUCCGGGUCAUGAACAGAAAAGUUCGGUGUACAAUGCUUUCACUUACCCUGAUCACCAGCCAAAAACGCAACGCAAAGUGUUCAAAGGAACCAUAGAGGAAUCCGAUUUUCGACGCAAGCUUUCCUCUUCUAGUUCGUCUUCAUCAUCAUCUUCUCCACCCAUGACUAGUUCUUGGAUGAGAAAAGAAAUGGUACCUCCUUACUUCAGAAACGUGACAAUGCCACCGGAAAGAGUCAUGGACAAGCGGAAAGAAGAGUUCCAACGAUCCAUUUCAGACUGUUUUCAGUAUCCUACUCAUGUUCAUCCGAACCUGCCAGAUUACGAUGAUAUUGCAGCUAAAUUCAUGGCUCUCAAGAAAGAACGUCUGCAACCUAAGCCUCAUCGCAACAAUCAGCUUUAAACUGCACAAGGCAGUCUGCAUUUUAUGAAGAAUCCCUAGCAUUCACAUUCAUAUUGGAAGGCAGUCUCCAUUGUUCUAUAAUUCAACCUUAUUGUAUGUUUUUAUAUAUUAGUAACUUUGCUAGUUUGGGGAUUUUAGAUCAGAACUGAAACUUUAUAUUGCAGAAAAUGUUACAUUUCACUUUACUUAUC